AUGACACCCCGAACCCGCCAUUCGACGUUCGCACGUUUUGUAGCGCUUUCGACCUUCGGCUUUGUGUUUUUCGGUCUCUUCACCCUUACGUUCGCCCCUCGAACAUCCGUCAGACGAGACUUGCGUCGGUUUUUCCAAGGCACACAAACCGAAUUUGACGUCAAAAGAUCGAUUCUUCUGAACACUAAGGCUGAAAACAUCAGAGAAAAUUCUCUGAAGUACACUGCUGAACCCCAUCUUGCGGGAACUAACAAGGAACUCGCUGAAUGGACCCGUGACCAGUUGCAAUCAUUUGGAUGGGAUGCAGGAAUUGAGGAGUAUGAAGUCUACCUUAACUACCCGCUCGACCAUGCUCUUAAUUUAGUUGAUGACAACGGAAAAGUUAUCUAUGAAGCGUCUCUUGAGGAGGAUGUUCUCAAAGAGGAUCCCACGACUGGGCUGCGAGACAGAGUUCCCACUUUCCAUGGUUACUCGGCGAAUGGAAAUGUGACUGCCCAGUUCGUUUACGCCAAUUACGGUGAAAAGGGAGACUAUGAUCUUAUCCUUGAGAAAACAGGCGAUCCUGACUUCUUCAAAGGCAAGAUUGUCAUUACCCGAUACGGAGGUAUUUUCCGGGGGCUCAAGGUGAAAUUCGCACAGGAUUUGGGUGCAAAGGGUGUGGUCAUUUACUCUGACCCAGGUGAUGAUUCUGGGAUCACUCCUGAAAAUGGGUACAAGACUUACCCUAAGGGUCCAGCUCGAAACCCCUCAUCGGUCCAGCGGGGAAGUGUUCAGUUUUUGUCCCUCGGCCCAGGUGACCCCACUACACCUGGCUAUCCCUCAAAGGGAGCAGUUGAGCGACAAGACCCCUCUAAAUACAUUCCCUCAAUUCCAUCUCUUCCUGUGUCGUACAGAGACAUCUUGCCAAUUCUGAAAGAACUAAACGGACGAGGCGAGACUUUUGACGGGUUUGAGGGUGGUCUGGAGGGCGUCGACUACUCAAUCGGCCCCUCAAAAACAUCUCUCAAUCUUUACAACUCGCAAGACUACAAAAUAACACCGAUUUACAACGUUAUCGCAUCCUUAACUGGUUCGACGUACCAAAACGAAGCCAUCGUUGUCGGCAAUCAUAGGGACGCGUGGAUUGCAGGUGGGGCCGCUGACCCUAAUUCGGGUUCAGCUGUCCUUCUGGAAUUGGCGCGUGUUCUCGGUGUGCUCUCUAAGGCCGGAUGGACUCCCACGCGUACUCUAACGCUAGCUUCUUGGGAUGCCGAAGAAUACGGACUUGUUGGUAGCACCGAAUGGGGCGAAGAUCAUAGCAAGUACAUUUCAGAUAAUGUUCUUGCUUAUGUCAAUCUCGAUGUGGCCGUUUCAGGCUCUAAAUUUCACUCUGCCGGCUCCCCUGUGCUCUCUGCUCUGCAACGUGCUGUUGCUAAGGAGAUACCUCACCCAUCAGACAAUAAUACAAGCCUGUACGAUGUUUGGAAGAAGGAUUCGCGUGCUUAUAUUGGAAACUUGGGCUCAGGAUCUGAUUACACCGUGUUCUUGGACCACUUGGGUGUACCUUCUAUCGAUGUCGGCUUCUCAGGUGGAAAGGGAGACCCCGUUUACCAGUACCACUCCAACUAUGACUCUUUCCACUGGAUGGACAAUUUUGUGGAAAAUGCCUGGGAAUACCAUGCGGCUAUAUCCAAAUAUGUGACUCUCUUCGCCGUUUCUCUUUCUGAGCGAGAAGUCGUAGCCUUCAAUGUUAAGGAAUAUGCCCUGACUCUGAGCAAGUUCUUGAAAGCUAUUCAGAGGAAAUACGUCGGUGCCAGCGGACAUCUUUCUGGCCUUGAAACAGAGUCGAACGAACAGAAGGUCUUGGAAAAAGACAACUCUGGAUUUGAUACCAGCACUGCUCCAUGGGCAGAAUCAUUCGAUGACGUCUUAAAAACUGCUAAGGAGUUUGUUGAAACUGCCCACAAGUAUGAUGAGUACACUUCUGAACUCCAGAAAGAUAUCAUUAAAGAUUGGCCUUGGUAUAAAUACUAUAAGAAGCUCGCUCUUCUGGCUCGAAUUAGGGUGGCGAACAGGAAACUCUUCCAUCUCGAAAAACUCUUUUUAUCCUCGAAUGGUCUUCAAGGUAGAGAGUGGUUCAAGCAUAUCGUCUAUGCUCCUGGAAGAUACACCGGCUAUGCUGGAGAAGUCUUCCCUGGUAUCGUGGAAGCUCUUGAGGAUGGUGACUAUGAGAACGCCAUUAAGUGGCUUUCUAUCACCAAGGCUAGUUUGAAGUCUGCUAAAGGGCUGCUUAAAUGA
Messenger RNA from Yarrowia lipolytica CLIB122, 2277 nucleotides. RefSeq lists its product as uncharacterized. NCBI's taxonomy places the organism in Eukaryota, Fungi, Ascomycota, Dipodascomycetes, Dipodascales. Gene Ontology annotation, molecular function: carboxypeptidase activity. The record is from RefSeq and is a predicted model, not a curated record.